Schistocerca americana (American grasshopper) is the source of this 1812-nucleotide messenger RNA. RefSeq names its product glycine, alanine and asparagine-rich protein-like. The record is from RefSeq and is a predicted model, not a curated record. Bases 1 to 1812 code for a protein of 603 amino acids. Gene Ontology annotation, molecular function: RNA polymerase II transcription regulatory region sequence-specific DNA binding; DNA-binding transcription factor activity, RNA polymerase II-specific. Gene Ontology annotation, biological process: regulation of transcription by RNA polymerase II. Lineage: Eukaryota; Metazoa; Arthropoda; Insecta; Orthoptera; Acrididae. The transcript is spliced from 7 exons.
AUGGGGGCUGCCACCCCCACCACCGCCUCCGCCGCCCCCGCAGUGGACGUCCGAGAGCGGCGGCGGUCGGUCGGGACAUUCCGCAAGCAGACGCGGAGCACGACUGGUGACCCGCCGCUGCCGGCGACGCUGGUGUGGGGCCUGGUGCCGGAAGCGGUUCAUGCCAAGGCCGGCUGGCAGCCGCCCCCGCUAGCGGACUCCGCCCCCACCUCCGCCCCCGGCCUCACCGUGGAGUUCAAGGCGGGCUCCCCCGAGGGGGCCGACCAGCCCCCGCACCCCCAGCACCAGCAGCAGCACCAGCAGCACCAGUUCAACAUCUUCCCCGCCAUCUUCUCGCGCCAGCUCAACUUCGCCGCGGCUACGGCGGCGGGCGGUAGCCCCUGCGGCGGCGUCGGCGUCGUCGGGGGCGGAAUGCAGUCACCCGGCGGCGGCGGCGGGGGCGGCGGAGGAGGCGGAGGCGGAGGCGCCGGCGCCGGCAACGGAGGCGGCAAGCUGAUGGAGGAGCUGCGCGUCGGAGGCCUGCUGGGCCUCGUGGACGACCACCACCACCAUCACCACCACCACCACCACCACCUGGCGGCGGCUGCCGCGGCGCACCACUCGGCUGCCGCCGCGCACCACGCCGCCGCCUCCGCCGGGGGCGGCAACGCCUCCGGCGGCGGGGGCGGAGGCGGCUCGGCGUCGUCGCACCACCACGACAGCAAGCGCGGCAUCAAGUCCGGGGCGGCGGGCGGCGCCUCCGGGGGCGGAGCGGGCUCCGGCGGCGGCGGAGCGGGCUCGGCGGCGGCCGCGGCGGCGGCGGCGGCCGCGGCGGAAGACUUCUCGGCGCUGUACGCGCUGCCGCCCCCGCACGCGGCGGCGGCGGCGGCUGCCGCGGCGGCGGCUGCGGCAGCCGCUGCCGCCUCCGCGGGAGCGGACCAGACGCCGCCUCCGGCGCAGCAGCCUCCCCCACAGAGCGCAGCCGGGGGCGGUCAGCACACGCCCCCGACGCCGCUCGGCCGCAACCUGGCGGACCACGCCGGCGCGGACGUGGCUAGUCCGGGCUGCUGCUGUAGCCGCUGCGCGGACGCCGAGCCUGCGGCGUGGGCCCGCAUGGACGCCUUCGUGCGCGCCGCCGCCGUCGCCGCCAGCUUCCGGUCGCAGCCUGAUUGUUCGGAGGUGCUGAUUAAGUCUUUACCCCUCGUUCUGCCUGGUCACUGUCGGAGCAGCGCCCCUGAGCGCGACAGGACGCGACCCCGCCGGCGCGGGCACCUGCGGCCGACCGGCUCGCCAAAUGUUCCGCAGGCGGACUUGGCAGCCUCCCCCGGCCCUGGACCCCCAACAUCCUGUUUGGCAGCAGAGCUCAGCCAGAGCCUCGACGCCCCAGGCCUCGCUCGCGCCCCUCCACCAUUGAGAGAUCCGUUGGCGGUGAGCGCUGAGCGCCCGCCCUCUGCAGACGGCCGGUGGCCACUGUGUGCUGCAGGAGCCGAGGGCGCCUUCAAGAAGCUCAAGCCGGAGCCGGCGACCGCGGCGCUGCUGGGGGGCGGCUCUGGGGGCGGACCGUCGCCCGCGCCGCCCCCGCACGCCGGCCACACGCCUACCACUGCCUCCUGCCCCACGCCCGCGCGACGUCGCCACAGGACCACCUUCACCCAGGAGCAGCUGGCUGAGCUUGAGGCGGCCUUCUCCAAGUCGCACUACCCGGACAUCUACUGCCGCGAGGAGCUGGCUCGGACCACCAAGCUCAACGAGGCCCGCAUACAGCCUGAUGUGAUCCACGGGACAACAGCAUGUACACAGAAGGGAGAAUUUGUUCUUGUUGGAUUACACUGA